AUGCCGAAUAACAGCUUCGACCGCCAGAUCGACCCCACGAUCCACCCAGUCAGAUGCAAACAGAUGGUGGCUCGUGCUCACAUCAAGGCGGCCUUGGCCGACCUCAUGGCGAACGCGAACAUCAACGACGACGAGUUCAAGAUCAUGGAUGACCCCGUCGCCAAGUCCCACAGGGUGUGCUUUUCGGACGCAUCAGGCUACGCUGCAAGGAAGGUCGGGCAAUACCUCUCGGCGAUGCGGCUGCCUGGCGAUCCUGGUUGGAAAAGAAUCACCUGUCAAACACCCGAGAGGAUGCCGAGCUGUACGUCAGCGCGGACAACAACCCGAAGCAUAUCGCCACCGAGCUGGGUCUCAAGGAGAUCAGAAAAGCCUUCGGGCAGACGUUCGUGGGCAGGCUCUUCUUCGUCAGCCGCGACAGAGGCCAGCUGUCCUACAACUGGAAGGCGGUUCUCAAGUUCACCCCGAACCCGCGCGGGGAGCCCCUCGCAGAGCGCCACGACACACGGUGGAGCCCUUUAA
This is a messenger RNA of Prorocentrum cordatum, 519 nucleotides long. Lineage: Eukaryota; Dinophyceae; Prorocentrales; Prorocentraceae. The record is from the annotation of a GenBank genome assembly.